Molecule: messenger RNA, 1901 nt
Organism: Morone saxatilis (striped sea-bass)
Lineage: Eukaryota; Metazoa; Chordata; Actinopteri; Moronidae
Gene: srd5a3
Product: steroid 5 alpha-reductase 3
Exons: 5
Coding region: 47-991 (314 amino acids)
Biological process (GO): polyprenol catabolic process; dolichol-linked oligosaccharide biosynthetic process
Cellular component (GO): endoplasmic reticulum
Molecular function (GO): 3-oxo-5-alpha-steroid 4-dehydrogenase activity
Source: RefSeq, a predicted model, not a curated record
CUGUGUCGCACAAAACAAUGUCCACAACCCGCGGAGCUGGAAGAGGAUGUGGAGCUCGGUCGGCUGUAGCUUUGCUGAUGUUUUGUGGGCUUUUCUGGCGUUGUGUUUCCUUGUAGCUUACUGCGUUCACAAAAUCUCAUCACAGCUGCCCAAAAAAUACGAAACAUGUCGUAUUUACGUUUUAUUUCAGGAUCUUAUUCGGUACGGAAAAACCAAACAAACCCUCAGACGAGACGACUGGCUGCGUGUGUUUGACGUCCCAAAAAGGUGGUUCUGGCACUUCUAUGCCAUCUCUGUAGGCUGGAAUGCUCUUCUUCUGGUCUUGUACCUGAACCUCACAUUCCGGCAUCAGUCCUACCCACCAUGGCUCAUUGGGUCGUUAGACAUUUUGACAGGUUUACCAAGCACUGACAGUCAAGUCCCACAGCUGUCCACUGUGCUGGUGCUGCUGCUGCUCUGUGUCCACUCCCUCAGGAGGCUGCUGGAGUGCCUGUUUGUCAGUGUUUUCUCUGAUGGAGCCCUACAUUUAGUGCAGUAUGUGUUCGGUCUGGGGUAUUACGUUACAAUGGGAUUGACGGUGCUCUGCUCGGAUCGUCUGGGAAAAGGGACUGGAACUCUCCUCUCUCAGCUGGACUGGAUUCAUGUCGCUGGAAUCGCACUUUUCGUUGUGGCCUCUCUAAUGCAGCAUCAGUCCAUGGUCCUGCUGGCCAGGCUUCGCACUGGGAAGUCAGGAACAGUGGCGACGCUGGCUCACAGAGUGCCAGUGGGAGGCUGGUUCGAACUGGUGUCCUGCCCGCAUUACUUUGCUGAGCUGCUGAUCUACGUUUCACUGAGCUUGGUUUUUGGAGGCCUGUCUCUCACCUGGUGGCUUGUUGUCCUUUAUGUGCUCUUCAACCAGGCACUGGCAGCACAGCUUUGUCAUGAACUUUAUAUUAGCAAAUAUGAGUCUUACCCGAGGCAUAGAAAAGCAUUUAUACCGUUUAUAAUGUGAAUAGUUUGUGUUUGCCUUGCGUAUUGGGAACUGUAAAGUCCUAGAAAAAUGUUGUCUGAGGACCUGAAGGUGCAGGACUGAAACUUACCUCCCUCUCAGCAUUGACUGACAAGCCAACAGGACAACGUUGAAGUUUAGUUGACAGCUCCAAAGUGUGAAUGUGAGGCAUGGCAGUGCUGCAGAAACACUUUUUCAUAGCAAAAGUCUCUCCAGGUGAGAGGUGAGCUGUUUCUUACUGACUGAUGUGAAUGAAUGGGGAAAUAUAUAAAAUAUAUUUAAAAUAACCUUGAAUCUUGUUUUUGUUAUAAUAGGUUACAUCCAUGUAAUAAUAACACAUAUUGUUACAGCACACAAACAUAUCUCAUUAUAAUUCAUAAGAUAAGCGAUGUUGGUUAAGUAAGGAUGUUUUAAAUGUUUUUUCAAUAACGAAAAGAUCCUUUCAAAAUAUAAAAAGAAAUUAGCCAAAUUGAGGCUUUGACAAAAAAAAUUGUUGUUAAAACAAAAUAAGUGGGUAUGAUUUAAUAACAAUAUAAAUCUCAUACGUAUAUUGCUACGAGUUAUUGUGUUGUAACAGAAACAAAUGUAUUUCUCAUGGUGGUAAUACCAAUGUCCUGCUGUUCGACAAACAUUGGGAAGUUUUUUAAUAAUAAUGAUUCUGAACUACAACAUUAAAUCAAGUUUGUUGGAAUUAAAUAUUGCACUUAUAGCCAAUAAACUGAGCAUGGGAGUGGAGUUCGUUCCAUGUUGUACUUCUCUAUAAGUAUUUAUUUUAAUCUUUUUGUCUGUAUUUUGUGUAUAUUUGUGUCUACACUAGGACUUGAGGAAUCCACUAGAUGGUGAAAGCCCUUUGGCCGAAGAAGUGAUUAAAUAACUGAUAAUAUUAUUUAAACUGUGAAGUGUACACAGCAUA